UCCCAGCGUGUUGUUGUUGUUGUUUCAGAAUCAGGACAAUCAGAGAGCACAAACCAGCAAGGAGACACAGACAUCAAGCCCUCCCCCAAUGGGCACUUGAGUUUCCAGGACUGCUUUGUGACGUCCGGGGUGUGGAAUGUGACAGAGCUGGUCAGAGUAACUCAGACGCCGGUUGCCACGGCGUCGGGUCCUAAUUUCUCCCUGGCCGACCUGGACAGUCCGGGCUACUACAACAUAAACCAGGUCGCACUGGGGCGCCGCUCAAUAACGUCCCCGCCCUCCACCAGAUCAGUCGAAGUGGAGCUUUAUUCCAGCCUGCCUCGGAGCUCCACUAAGCGCAAGUCCAUCGAUGACAGUGAGAUGGAAAGCCCGGUGGAUGAUGUCUUCUAUUCGGGCCGCUCCCCCGCUGCCAGCAGUAGCCAGUCCAGCAGCUGGGCGAACGAUGUGGACGCAGUGCAGCACCAUUUGGCAAAUGUGCAGGAGAGGAAGAUUAAGCAUGAAAAUGAUGGCGUGCAGUAUCCAUACCACGGACUGUCGUCGCCUGGUUCUCUUAAGAAGCCGGGAAAGUUCGAUUUCAGCAGUGCCCUGUCCCCACAGACGAGGUCGGCGCGCAUGGCUUUCACCCACCAUCCGCUGCCUGUCCUAACGGGAGUGAGACCAGGUAGCCCUCGUGCCUCAGCCUCCGCGCUGCACUUCCCCUCGUCCUCCAUCAUCCAGCAGCCCAGCCCCUACUUCACCCACCCCACCAUCCGCUACCACCCCCACCCUGGACAGGACCCGCUCAAAGAGUUUGUCCAGUUCGUCUGCUCCGACGGCUCGGGACAGCCCUCCGCACAGCCAAACGGGAGCGGCCAGGGCAAAAUGCCGGGCUCCUUUCUGCUUCCACCCCCUCCUCCCGUGGCCCGACCAGUGCCCCUCCCCAUGUCCGACACAAAACCCAGCAGCACACCCCCAGACGGUGGACUGGCCUCGCCCACAUCACUGUCAUACGCAGCGCCAGGCUCCACAGCUGCCAACAGGUUUGUCAGCAUCGGAUCAUCACGGGACAACAACUUUCUAAACAUCCCGCAGCAAACCCAGUCUUGGUUUCUCUGACAAGACCUCAUCCAAAAACCGAAAUUGCUUCUAAUUUGACCCUGAAUCACGAGACUGGCCCUCCUCCCUGUUUCACCGCGGAAAUUCAAAGCAGCAGCCCAGAGAGAGGAGCGAAGGAGACCGAGGCAGCGGAGCCUGCGAGAGGGAGAGGCGAGGGAAGAGGAUGGGGCGUCAUCUCAAACGAAACGGCGACAAACGAAAGCCACAAUUGCAAACUAAAAAAUAAAUACGUACCUGGGAAAUGGGAAAUGGGAAAUCAACAAACAAAAAUAAUAAAUAAUUAACGCGGAGAAAUCCAAACGGUCUUGAGACGGUCGUUUCAUAGGAACACAAAGCUGUCCUUCUAAUCGUUUUAACAGAACUGCAAAACAGUACUGCUGAUGGGGCAGGGGGUGGGGCAGGAGAUCAGGGUUCGAGUGAUUUGCUGCACGCUGAACACAAUUGAUUUUAGAAGUCCCAAAGCGACUAGAAAUGAGGCUUUCAUCGUCCAGACUUCCCCAAUCAGAUCUCUAAAUUUAUCAUUUUCCCCUCAUCAAUUCUCAAAAUCCAUUCCCCGAAUAUGAUCAAUUCACCACCCAUGCAGAAUGUGGGGCAUUUGUUCUUCAUUUUACCCCAAAUAAUGCUGCCGUCAACAAUGACCCCACAUUGAACCCUGUACUAACCUUCUCUAAAGGUUGGUGAUGCUGUAGUUUUGACGCCAUAUAGUGUAUUUGGACUUCAAUCUUUAGUGAAGUCUUGCCUGAAUUGAUGAGCGUUUAAAGUCAGACAGUUUCUCAUAUUCUCUGUCUUCAGUCUUGUGUUUUUAUUUGGAAUGCCGUUCGGCACAUGCUACAAGAAACACCUGUCUCUGUGUGCCGUGUGACGCUUAGAGAUCAACGAUCAGUACAGGCAUCUGAAAUCCCUCCUGCAGCCAACAGAUGGUGCCCGCUGACCGUUAGACUACCCUUUAAUGCCACUGUUUAAAUGACGGGGGUUUUACUCAGAAACUGACAGGGUCUCCCUCAUUGGCCCCAGUUCUGGUUGCAUUGGGCCAGGCUGCAGUCCGCGUGGCUCAGUCACUCAACCCAACACCCUAGCCUGCCCACCAGCAGUACACAAACAAACUGGACAACAGCCGUCAAACGGCAGCAAGGGCUGGAGGAAGAACUGACCAGAUACAGCCAGCCAGCUUAGAGAAAGCUCCUGUAUCGUUUCCUGUUUUCAGCCGACGUCACUGCUGAGCAGUUCCCCGAGCUCUAUAGAGCUCUAAAACAUGUCUUCUCUCCACUGCUGGUAAGCCAGAGUGCAACCGUUAACAAGUCCCCCCCCUGCAACAUUCUGCCCUUUGUAGAUUUUCAUACCACUGGGGGGGGGGAGACUUUAAAUGAAUGCACUCUGAUGUACAAGCAAUGAGGAAGGCAUGUUUUAGAGCUCAGAAAAAUAAUACUGGAGUGUUGCGGGGGGGGGGGUUACACUCUGUGCAUGUUUGAGAGCUCUAAUGAGGAGACAGGGUUGCUUUCAACUUUUAAAAAGUCACCAGCGUGUGAUGACUGGAAAGCGAUCACGAAGCAAUUCAAACAGAAAAGAGGACACCAUUAGUUAAAAGACUGGCCUUUCAUUACCGCCUCAAGUUGCUUUUUAAGCCUAGAAGCAGCUUCUGUAGACAGGCGUGGAUGGGUCUGUGUCAACGUUUCUUCCUCCGGCAAAGAAAUAUCAAUUUCAAAUAACGUCAACAAAAGCUAAGCAGAGCUAAGCAGGCCCUGUCUAGACACACAUAGGAAGCCACCUCAUGAUAACAGCGAGAAUAACAUUUGCAGGUUACUUCUUUUUCUUGGCGCUUUCAACGCUUUUUCAUUAGUAGUUAGUCGUUUGCUUUCUUUUUGCUAAACGGAUUUUCAGCUUUCACAGACAGAAACGCACACACACACGCUCCCGCGCAGACAGAAACGCACACACACACACGCUCCCGCGCAGACAGAAACGCACACCCACGCAUACCGCGCAGACAGAAACGCACACCCACGCAGACCGCGCAGACAGAAACGCACACCCACGCAGGCCGAAGCUCACACGCACGCACAGUGCAAGAAGCAGGACCGCAACGUAGUCAGGACCGAGGUUAUGGGUUUGGAUGCGGCUUUGGGGUGACCCCUGGUGGUCUUAAGGAGACAAUGCGUUUAAUAUAGUACAAACAGGCGACCACCGUAAGACCACCGUUAAUAUCCCAAAAUAUUUUUUUUUGUGUGUGUGUGUUUUUAACACACCGUGAUUUGGAUUCGUUUGUGAUGUUAAGUUUUUAGUUCCUCUCAAAAGUAAUUCAUUUAAAAACUUGUUAACUUUGGUACCAAACCCAUUCAGCUCAGAAACGUUAAGGAACGACCACAAAGGAAAUGUUUCGAGGAAAGGACAGCAUGGUCCCCAUCAGUGAAUUGCAAGUCAAUUAAAAACACUAACUAUGCAAGCGUCGCUGUUUUAUAAGCGAAAUUACUUUAACAAUAGGGGCUCGCUAGUAUUACAGUCAGGGUGAAGCUCUGUGAAGAUUCAACGAUAUAAACCUGAAACACAGAUAUGAUAGAAAGUUCCGUCCAAAAAAAAAAAAAAACCCUGCAAAAGACAUUUAAAAAGUUUACAUCAGCCAGUCGACAACAGAGCAGCGUUAACUGGAGCCCUGUAUUUUUAGACAGAGUGGUGACAUCACCUCUGCAGGUUGGCACUGACAACACCACAGCAUCGGGGCGCAUCCUCUGCAAACCCCAGAGGACCUUGCUCCCGUUUUACAUCAGUGGCCCCUCUUAAAGGGAAGCGCUUGCUACACGCACACGCACACGCACCCGCACUUCUCUUAAACGCAUGACAGCACAGACCCAGUUUACCAGGUUUGCAGUCAUUCAGAAAGUCAAGUCUGAAUCUUUCUCUUGUCCACCUGCACGCCGCUUUUACUACGCCGUACCGGAGAGCAGGCAGGGGCUCGGAGAACGUGUAGCUGCAAAGCCUUCAGCGAGAAAAACAGACGCUUCACUUGCUAACGAAUACCACUAAAAAACACGACGCUGUGAUUGAAUCCUGCGUGUAUUCUGAACCCGAACAGUGUUACAGCAAACAGGCGCCGAGCCCAGGCAGAAAGCCUGUCUGAACCGAACCGCCAUUCAAACUGCACGCGUUUGCGCUUUGGGUGGGAUGUGGCCGUUUCCUGCUGUUCCUUCACAUUGUUCUUUCUUUCCUCUCCCUCUCUCACACAGAACUGCGUUACAGGAGAACACGCAUCUAAACAGUAGCAGCACGGGAAAUAGCACCCCCUUCAGGCAGAAACAAUACCACACUCUAGAACGAUUGUUGGACAGGUGGCCAUAUGAUGAAAGCCACUACAAUUAAGGAAUUAUAUAUAUAUUGUCAUUUUAUAUAUGAAAAAUCUCGUAAAACAACUAGACUGUCCAUUUGCCUCCUCUCUACUAGUCCCUGGGAAGCCUUUUGUUUCCAGGGAACAAGCCCAUGUAAACAGGAAGUGCCUAUUUGUCCACUAUGCAGUUGAUUAAAAGUGGAGAGGAGAGAUUUCUUUCCUACAUAUAUAAGCUAUAGAAAGCGCUGUGAAUGUGUUUUAAAAACAACGGAAGGUCUAGCUUGGGAUUUGAUGAAUUUCUGAAUAAUCUCGCUAUCUGGUUGUUUUGGGAAUGUUUCAAUGAGAUUAAUAACACUAUAUAUAUAUAUAUAUAUUAUAUAUAUAUAUAUAUAUAUAUAUAUAUAUAUAUAUAUAUAUAUAUAUAUAUAUAUAUAGUAAUGGUAUGUGUAGAAUAUCCCAUAAUACCAGUACAUCCUCUUAUAUGGUGGAGCUUCAACAAAGCGUUCUCCAAAAUCAGAUUAAUAACAAAACCAUUUCGAGAAAAAAAAAAUUAAAUUAAAUGGCAGCCUACUUUUGUUGUUGUUGUCGUCAAGUGGGACGUAUUGUUAAAUGAGUUUAUGUCGAUUGAGCCAAGUGCAAUGCAUUGGGUAGUUUAAUUAUCUGUGUAUGUUAGGGAUUGUUAAGAAAGACGUGAAUCUAUUUUUGUUUUUAAAAGUCCAUUUGCCCCAGGACUCUAAAUUAGAGGGGGAUAAAAAGAAGAGAUCCCUGUCUUUGUAAGUUUGGGGAGUCUGUCUUUCAUUUUGUAAUGUUUUUUUUUUUUUUUUUUAAAUGUAAUCAUUUGUUUUUACACAGGAGGGCUGAAGGAACAAUUUUACGAAAAGAAAAAAAAAAUAAUGAUACUAAAUACAUAAUUGGUGCUUUUUACGAUAAAGUACAUUCAACUCUAUUAUACAGAAAUAAUAAACAAAAUAAUUCUUAUCAUAAAGCAAUUUUAGGGGAAAAAAAUGCAUCUUCUUUUUCUUCUUCUUCUUCCUCUUCUUCCUCUUCUCUUUUUUGUAUUAACUGGGGGCGUUUCAUUUUAUUCCAAGCUGUAGCAAAAUGCCACUUCCCCAACUUCAUCACGCAUCGAGGAGGCAGAAUCUAUUACUCCCAGUAACGCUGAUGAUGAGACACAUGCAAAACUGAGCGUGACAGACAGACAGACAGACAGACUGACAGACAGACCCCCCCCCCCCAAUCUAAUACACUCAAAAACCUAAUAAUGUUUCAUUGUGGAAAGAAAAACCUGCAUUAGAAUGAUGUGCAAACUUCGUUCUGCUGACACCUGUUUAAGAAACCUGAGCAUCACUUUGGGGUUUGAAAGGCUUCCAGGAGAGGCAGUGGUAUCCCUGUUGUUCACCUGUAGUAGAGUUUAGUCUUUUUAUGUUGUAAUACACCAUCAUAUUGCCUGUCCUCAAACUCAUUUUAAACUCAGAGUGACCUCGCCUUUAGCAGAAUUGAUUGGUUUCAGCUUGGUUGGUACAGCGCAAUAGCAAGGCAUCAAAAUCAAAUUUAAAAUUAAAACACAUUUUUAAUAAGCUAUGGCAAUGAAUAAAGACAAGAUCUUCCAGUUAGGAGGAUGCAACUGACAGCGUCAAAUCUCAAACCAUAAUAAUUCGAUCGCAGGGUUUUUUCCACACUCAUAUGAGGACUGAUUUGGCCACUGUUGAUUCUGCUGCGUGAAACCGAAGAGCAGUCUGUCGCGAUAGCAGGAACCGCUGAGUGUCUGAGUUGGCGUGUUGAAGUUGGUCAGUGGCUUUUGCAUGCAGUUACGAUCAUGCAUACACAACGCACCCCUUUGAAGAAAAAAAAAAACUAGCCUUGGAACGGUAUAUACUGUAUAGCACUAAAACUAAUUGUUGUGAUUAUACUUCAUCUCUUUGUUAAAAAAAAAAAAAAAGUCUCAUCUUGGUCUCUCUCUUUCUUUUUCCUCUCCUGCUCACACUGGAGUUGUGUAGUCGACCCUUCUCGGUUCCUCUUUUGCGCUUCUCAAUGUCUGAGCGGAAUGCAAGCUGUCACAUAUUGUUAUAUGGUCUGUACGCUUCAUAUUGUAUAUCAUACUGAUUUCUUCAGCUUUUCCAUUGAACAGCUAAUGUAAGUGAACAAGUUACACCCACGAACCCAGGGCCGGAGGGGGUGUGUACAGAGACCUGUGCUUGCAGAAACGGGCACCAGCCUGAGGAGGGACAAAAUUGGGUUCUUUUUUGUAUUAUUUUAAGGCGGAGAGCACCUUAAGAGCACCUUCUUUGUAAUUUUUUUUUUUUAGUAGUUGGGUUUUUACAGCUGCACUUUAUUUUUUCAUUAAAACGCCUUAAAGUCUUCACUUUGACAGGUUCAUUUCGGACACAAUAAGAAGCAGAUUACCCCCUCUGUUCCCUAAAGCCCUCUCGAAUCCUAAGCUAGAAGUACGGCACGACGGUUUAAAAUCUGUUUCUUUCAUUGGUAGUCUUCGGGAAGCACGCACGUACGUUCCCGUGUAAGCGCCUUCACAUUUUCAAUGAAGUCCUUUAUAUCAGGAACUGACUGGAAUUCUAGAUGCAAGUUUAGAAAUACUAAACAGAACCUUAAUCAAUUCAAUGGGAAGCGUUUCACUAGAAGUCUUUCUGGGUGUCCUGCAGGGAGAACUUUUAGUCCAAACGUGUUUAGUAUUUCUAGAUGUUGCAUUGUUGAGAGAUUCAUAGUGAUGGGUGUGAAGAGGCUGUGGCCAGCUUUGGAACUGUAUUGCUGGCUGUGAAUCCCCUAUACUUCUGUAGAGAAUGCUUAGAUCAUGGCACAGUGCCUCCCUGUCUCUUAAAAACAAACAUUCCCCCUAAAUAUUAGACUCCUGUGAAGCUAGGAAACAGGAUUCCGAUGAGAAACCGUUCCGCGGAAUUCCAGUUUGGGCAUUCCAUAUUGCACUUGCUCUGUGACUAACCCUAGCCAAGCCUGUCACUCGGAAGACGCUUAUUUUGUUUGGAUUUGUGAAUGGGUAGAGUGGCCCUCGUAUCCGGGCCCGGAUUUUGCAGUCAGAUCCCUCCCUCCCUCCUCGCUGGGGGUGCCCUGUCUUUCUGGAAGCACGGCCCCUGGGUUCAUGGUGAAAUGCAUGUGUUAAAUACAGUUUCUUUUCCAUAAUAAUAAAAGCAGUUUUAUAGAGCAGUGAAUAAAAGGAUGUUCUUGACUGUAAA
Messenger RNA from Polyodon spathula (Mississippi paddlefish), 7614 nucleotides. RefSeq names its product nuclear factor I/Xb (gene nfixb). Lineage: Eukaryota; Metazoa; Chordata; Actinopteri; Acipenseriformes; Polyodontidae. The annotation marks the transcript as partial. Gene Ontology annotation, cellular component: nucleus. Gene Ontology annotation, biological process: regulation of transcription by RNA polymerase II. The record is from RefSeq and is a predicted model, not a curated record. Gene Ontology annotation, molecular function: RNA polymerase II cis-regulatory region sequence-specific DNA binding; DNA-binding transcription factor activity, RNA polymerase II-specific. The transcript has 11 exons.